Neoarius graeffei (lesser salmon catfish) is the source of this 6458-nucleotide messenger RNA. It is a transcript of the gene dgkzb, whose product is annotated as diacylglycerol kinase, zeta b. Gene Ontology annotation, biological process: intracellular signal transduction; regulation of synaptic transmission, glutamatergic; diacylglycerol metabolic process. The transcript is spliced from 33 exons. The record is from RefSeq and is a predicted model, not a curated record. Bases 1271 to 4999 code for a protein of 1242 amino acids. Gene Ontology annotation, molecular function: protein binding; ATP-dependent diacylglycerol kinase activity. NCBI's taxonomy places the organism in Eukaryota, Metazoa, Chordata, Actinopteri, Siluriformes, Ariidae. Gene Ontology annotation, cellular component: nucleus.
CUGUAACAGCAUGUUAAUUAACAUCUUGUUUCAUAUGGGUCAUUGUGGGCUUAAUUUUACUAUUGGUGGUAUGAAUGUUGGUUUAUACAGGUCUUUAUUUUUUUGUUUAUAUUCUGUUAAUAGGGGUGGUGCAGUGGUUGCACUAUUGCCUCACAGCAAGAAGGUUCUGGGUUUGUGCCCAGUGGCUGACUGGAGCCUUUCUGUGUGGAGUUUGCAUGUUUUCUCCAUGUCUGUGUGGGUUUCCUCCAUGUCUGUGUGGGUUUCCUCUGGGUGCUCUGGUUUCCCCCAAAGACAUGCAGUUAGGCUAACUGGUUCCUUUAAAUUGCCCAUAGGUAUGAGAAAGGAACUGGCCACCUACUGCUGCAGUUCUGACCAAGUCAACCAAACGUGGUUUGCCUCAAGGCUGGAUCGGGUUCGGCGGUGACGACAACGACGAUUUCGUUAAUACAAGACUACUUUGUUUGUUACUUCUGGUAUAUUAUUGCUGAAGUUUGUACAGUAUGUGAGUUGUUCAUGUUUAUUUAUGUGUUAAGUAAUAUUAGUCAUGGGAACCUUCAUGAAAAUAUUAUGUUUAUUCCUGCAAAUGGAUAAGAUCAGUAGAGAGGGAUUCUUGUGGUCAGGGUUUGUGAUGCCGCUUCUGUAGUUUAGUUGUCCUUAGGAUGAAUAAAUACAGGUUUCCCAUUGAAAAGGGUAGUGGACCGGGGAGGGGGCUGUCACCGGAAGCUCUGUGUGUGUGUGUGUUGUGUGAGAGAUGCACAGUGUGUGUCUGAAUCUGGUAAUUAGUGAUUAUUUUAAACCACAGGCUUAGCCUCUGAUGCACUCCUGCUGGCUCCCUCACAGCCAAUCGAUGAGCUGUGUUUGUGUCUGUGUUCUUUAGCACCUCCUCUUUUCCUUCACCUGAUCAUUCGCCUUUCUCUUCUCUCUUACUUUCUCUCUUUCUGUCAGUCCAUUGUGUUUCAGAACUGCCAGAGGACAGCUGCGUAAUCCGUGUCAGGUUGUAUGCUACUACACUACUUUCCUCUUCACGGUUCAUAGUGGUAUUAGUCUGGUAAACAUACUGAAGUUAAUAUUUGUGGUGAACUUCCAAAAUUGGGUUCUGCGCUUGGUUCCUUGAAGUUGCUUGUAUAUUUGAGUACGGUAGGUAGACUGCUGCAUUGAUGCCUGAUUGAUAUACAUUUAAUGCUUAUUUAAUUUGUGUCUGUUUUAAAAUAGUUUACUUCAUUAAAAGAAGCUUUACAGAUUUGCCUCAAAGAAGCUUUAGAAAGCCUCCAUGGACGUGUUCUUUCGACGUCACUUUAAGAGGAAGGAGGCUGUUUUUGCUCGGCCAGGUGGCGAAGGGUCUGAGCCAUGUCGAUCCAGGAGACCCAGUAUUGCCGUACCAGCGAGCCGUGCACGCAGGCGUUCCAGUGCAGGUUUUGCCUCCGCGACAUUGGCACAACGCAGGAGAUCCAGUGCUCAGCUACAGUCACUACAGUCACUGCCUCGUGCUGCUUGCAGCCGAUCGACUAAGACUGGUAAUACGAGACGCCGCUCAAGCACCACCACUCCAGGUGCAAAUCCACGUUUUGCUGUACACCGCAAGAAGGCAAGUAAGUUGCGUAACAUUGACACGCACCUUCUUGGCCCUUCCAUGUUGCUCGCCAGCCUUAUCCAGAUGACGGAGGAGGAAGAGGAUGUUCGGGACCAAGCUGUUGGACAGGUGGAGUUGAAAGAGAGCAUGUCCUAUGUCUGCUCAGACCCAAUGCUUUCAGAAGGAGACUACGAAAGUGAUAGUCCAAGCUCCACUACUGACUCUGAACAUGACCAGUACUCAGAGCCAUAUGACGAGCAUCUUAUGGAGGCAAGUUUGUCAGAGCAUGAGUUUAGAAAUUCCUCUAUUUUGUGCCAGCGGAACUGCCUGCCUCUGAGUGUGGUUGUCGAGCGAGUCCAGGCCCAUACGUUAAUCCGUGUUCCACGAUGUCUCAGGAGAAAUUCCUCUUACUUGGGCCAUGCUGAAGGUGGCCCACAAGGGCGUUAUUACCAGAGAAGGCGCCGCAGACGUGUCUCAGUCAUCUCCAAGGCAGGCAGCCCAUGGCCAGGAAGAGGUCAACCACUGCCUAGCCGCAGGAACUCCACCUGCUGGAAGACGCAUGGUGCCUUUAGCCCACUAAUGGGAGCCCAUUAUGACCCUACACUGGAGUCAUGGAGUGGCUUCCUCUCGAAAGCCAUUGCCAAGUCUGGUGUUCAGAACCAGGCCAACCAGUCCAGUGCCUUGGCAGCAACCAAGUGUGAAACUAACCAGGAGAUCUCCCAGACAGUUGACUGGACCGAGAAUGCUCAGUUCGGACAGCACGUCUGGUUUGAGACCAGUCUUUCUGGGGAUUUCUGCUAUGUUGGAGAGCUUUAUUGCUUUGCCAAAUCACUGCAGAAAUCACUGCCUCGCUAUAAAUGUGCUGCUUGUAAAAUAGCAGUCCAUACAAUAUGCAUGGACCAGCUAGAGAAGAUUAAUUUCAGAUGUAAACCAUCGUUUCGGGAUCCAGGCACAAGGAAUGUGCGAGAGCCAUGUACUGUAAGGCAUCACUGGGUCCACAGGAGGCGGCAGGAUGGGAAAUGCAGACAAUGUGGAAAGGGUUUCCAGCAGAAGUUCUUCCACAAUAAAGACAUCGUGGCCAUCAGUUGCUCUUGGUGUAAACAGGCGUACCACAAUAAGGUGACCUGCUUCAUGCUACAGCACAUAGAAGAGACCUGCAGUCUCGGUGCACAUGCUGCUGUUAUAGUACCUCCUACCUGGAUCAUCCGAGUACGCAGACAGCAGGCUUCCCUAAAGUCUAGUAAAAGGAGGAAAAAGACAUCUGUGAAAAGCAAGACCAGCAAGAAAGGGACAGAGGAUGGCAAAUGGAAACACUUUAUAGUCAAGCCGAUUCCCUCUCAGCUCAUGAAGCCAUUGGUUGUGUUUGUGAAUCCAAAGAGUGGUGGAAAUCAGGGAACGAAAAUUAUUCGGUCUUUCUUGUGGUACCUAAAUCCCCGACAAGUGUUUGAUCUCACUCAAGGAGGGCCUAGAGAAGGGUUAGAAAUGUACCGCAAAGUGCCCAACCUACGUAUCCUGGUAUGUGGAGGAGAUGGAACGGUUGGCUGGAUCCUGUCAAUGUUGGAUGAGCUGCAAUUGAAUCCUCAGCCUGCUGUUGCUGUCCUCCCACUUGGCACAGGAAACGACCUGGCCAGAACACUCAACUGGGGAGGAGGCUACACAGACGAGCCAGUGUCUAAAAUUCUGUCUCAUGUCGAGGAUGGGAACAUUGUGCAGCUGGACCGCUGGAACCUCAGUGUGGAGCCCAACCUAGAGGCCACCGAAGAAGAGAAAGAUGAACACCAGACAGACAAGCUUCCCAUUGAUGUCUUUAACAACUACUUCAGCUUGGGUUUCGAUGCACAUGUAACCUUAGAGUUCCACGAAUCCAGAGAGGCCAAACCUGAAAAAUUCAACAGCCGUCUUCGGAAUAAGAUGUUCUAUGCAGGGACGGCAUUCUCUGACUUUUUAAUGGGCAGCGCUAAAGACUUGUCUAAGCACAUCAGAGUGGUGUGUGAUGGCACAGACCUCACUUGUAAAGUUCAGGAGCUGAAACUACAGUGUUUGCUCUUCCUCAACAUUCCACGAUAUUGUGCUGGUACAAUGCCAUGGGGCAACCCUAGCGACCACCAUGACUUUGAGCCUCAGAGGCACGAUGACGGCUACAUAGAAGUUAUUGGAUUCACCAUGACCUCUCUGGCCACGCUGCAGGUAGGAGGCCAUGGCGAGAGGCUACACCAGUGUCAGGAGGUGACUCUCACCACCUUUAAGCCCAUUCCUGUGCAGGUGGAUGGAGAGCCAUGCAGACUGGCUCCAUCCGUUAUCCACAUCACGCUCAGGAACCAGGCCAACAUGCUGCAGAAGACCAAGAGGAGAAUCUCCCUCCCACAGCUCAAUGAUCAGCAGCCCAUCUCUGAGCAGCUGCAUAUCCAAGUGAGCCGAAUCAGCAUGCGUGACUAUGAGGCUUUACACUAUGACAAAGAUCAGCUCAAAAAAGCCUCAAUUCCUCUGGGAAUCAUCACUGUCCGGGCAGACAGUGAUUUGGAGACUUGUCGUCUUCACAUUGAAAGGCUUCAUGAGGAGGGGAUUGAUGUAAAUUCAGACACGGCAACCAUACCAAAGCUCUCACCAAAAUGGUGCUUCCUCGACUCCACAACUGCGGAUCGUUUCUACAGAAUAGACCGUGCUCAGGAGCAUCUGAACUAUGUGACCGAGAUCUCACAGAAUGAACUUUUUAUCUUGGACCCUGAGCUGAUCAUUAAGGAAACUGUGGGCACCUCUACUGGAAUGCCAGAAAUGGUAGACACACUGGAAAAGAACUCUGAUAGCUCAGAUCAGACUGCCUUCCCAGCAUGCCCUGCAGCAUCUCCACCACUCAAUAGGGUAAAUGAAGAUCAAACUGCUGCACAGAGAAAGCACAUGUUCUGUGACAACCCCAAUGCAGAGGGACAUGCUGAUGCACUGGCAUCUAUCAACACAGACAUUUGCAAAUCAGACGACAUGGUCCAGAAUGAAAUUGAUAAAGAGACCAUGAAGAGGCUAAUCACAAGUGUGAAGUCAGAUAAUUUUAAAAAGUUGGUAGAGCUACACAAAGAUGGAGCCAAUCUUGCAGUGCAUGAUGCAUUGGGCUGUACGCUGCUCCACUAUGCUGUAGAUACUGGCAACAAGGAAAUGGUCAGAUACAUCAUAGACAAUGCAGCUCCACUGAGUAUCCUGGAUGUUGCAGAAAAAGACACAGGUGAGACAGCGCUGCACAAAGCUGCAGCAUUGUGCCAGAGGACAAUCUGUGGUUACUUGGUGGAUGCAGGAGCUUCGCUCACAAAGACUGACCUACAGGGUGACACUGCAAAGGCACAUGCCGAGAGAGCUCAGGACUGGCAGCUGGCUGAGUAUCUGGAGAACCAGCAGCACCACCAGAUGAUUCAGAGGGAUGACCAUGAGACAUCAGUAUAACCAACAGCCUGAACUGUCCUGAUCCUCUAAUGGAAAAUGCUUUUCUUGCCAUGGUCUAAUGACAAUACUGGGCAGCAUGUUAGUCUGAACGAAUGAGGUUUGUUUCUUUCUUGACUGAAAUGCCAAACAAAGACAACAUGCAAUGUCCUGUUGUAGUUGCGCGAAUAUGCUUCUCUUGUACUGCAGAUAAUGUUGUGCCAAAUGCUAAAUUUCCUAGAUAAUAAUGGCAAAAAUAUGUGGGACAUCAGGGUUAGAAGAACAGAAGUACAGUACAGUACAUCUGACUGUGGCUUAUCCUUUAUUAAGCAAACCGCUUAAACCUCAAAACAGAUCAUUGUGGACAGAAGGUUUUUUUUUUUCUGUAUUUAAGGAAUCUAUCUUACUUUUAACUUGGUAUUUGCUUGCCAGACACUUAGAUACUUAUGCUAAUCCAUUUUGCCUAGUUUUAUUCACAUUUUAAACGGUUGGUUUUUUCAUUUUGACUGAAUUGGACUUUACAACAGCCAUCUGCAUUUAAAACUUCUUCCUUGGCUGCGGCUUUAUGAGUCAUUUCUGUCUUUUUGGUAAAUGCUUGUAUUUUAUUAUAAGAAUAUAGUUAUUCGCAUGAUUCUGUAAACCCUUUGAAAUGACAGUUAACGGCUGCCUCCUUUUUGUGACCUUCUUUUAAUCUUAUACUGAACUAACUAACUUUCAGCAGAUUUCUUCAAUAGAUGUGGAACGUUGCACUGAUUGUUUAAAGAACACUUAUAGUAAUGUGAUGUUCUUGCAAGGAAUAAUAUUAAGUCAUUAGGUCAUGAUGCCUUUAGGAAUAAGUUACCGUUUGUCAUGUUUUAAUUGAUCUAAGAGGUCUUUGAUUAAAUCAGUACAUGUGAGUUCACAGAUGUUUCAGAUGCUUGCAUUUUAGCCACAGUGAAACAUGCAAUGUGCCAUUAAAAUAUGAUGUUGGAAUUUCUACUAAAACAAUCUGGGGCUGGGUAACUACAUGUUUACACCUAAUGAGUAAAGACAUUACAUCUUUUUGUGCUUACACAAUUGUUAGUGGCAUAUCCUCAGGUACUGAAUGUAUUUUUUUUUCUUUUUUUUCCUUCACAGCCUAUAAUAUGUAUUAUUUUAAUGCAGUCUGCCAUCAUUGCCUUAGCAUUAUUAUUAUUUUUUAAUGUACUGUCAUGAGUUAUGAGUUAAACUGCACUGUCAGUGCUCUGUUUCGAGUUGCUGUGCAAUUCAUUAUUAGACAUUGUGUGUACAUAUCUAUCAAGCAUUUUAAAAAUGUGUGAGUAACGAUACCAUUCCAGAGUCCUGUUGAAGCAUUUGUAUUAUUUUAUGAAUUUAAAUGAACUUAUAGGCAAUAGUUUAAUCCUACUAAUACAAAACUUUGUUAGAUAAUAGAUUAUAGUAUUUACUGUAUAUUUGCUGGUUUGUUAUUGUCUACCUGUAUAAAAGAAAUAAAGUUUUAAAUUUC